This is a messenger RNA of Thunnus maccoyii (southern bluefin tuna), 1366 nucleotides long. RefSeq lists its product as uncharacterized. The transcript has 4 exons. The record is from RefSeq and is a predicted model, not a curated record. NCBI's taxonomy places the organism in Eukaryota, Metazoa, Chordata, Actinopteri, Scombriformes, Scombridae.
CCAUCUCUGACUUUCUCUUCAUGGUGUUGCAUACUGAUGAUGAUGACAUUUCUCUUUGGCCUGCAUUGGUACAUGGACAGCACCAUUUUGUCAUGUUUCAUCACCUUGGUGCUGAACAGCUGUGCUCUCCCUCGCACAGAAGGUGGGAGCUCCUGCUUGUUCCUGUUGAUGGUGACUACCAGGCUGGUAUUUUUGGAGAGAAGCACUUUGAACUGGAUUGGAAACUACAAGAGGUCCUUUAAAGUUUCUUCUGAGCCCCAGCCCUCAAAGCCAAACCGUCACACAUGAGAGCUGUCGCCAUACAAUCUUCUUUGUCGGAACAUUGUCAGAAACAAAGGCACUAUGAACGAUAUUAAGGGCAGGUGGUCCACAUUAGGGAAAGAUGAGAAGCAGAAAUACUUUGAAGAGGCAGUAGCACCGAGGGCACAAGGGUUGGCAAAGGACCUUAGCUCUGAGAUGAGGGAGCUCAAAAUGCAUCUGAAGCAGCUGAAGUUUGAGCUAGCUCUUCAGUUGUGCUUCUGCAUGCCAUUUGGCUCUAUGCAAAGUGGGAAAAAUCAGGUAACUAAAGAAUAAUACAGGCCUACAUGUGAGUCUUUAUAUAGUGCUGGGCCAUUGCAAACACCCAGAACAGCUUUGCAUGCUUUGCAUUUUGUUAUAGAUUCUAUAUGUAUCUUUAACACUUUGUUAGGGAUGUGACACUAUUCCUCAGUGGGAGUUUUCAUGAAUAUAGUGGAACACAUUUCCUAAAGUCCAGUUCAGACCAAAGAUUCAGCUCUGUACAUCUUGGCAGAUAGUGAAAUCAUAUUUGCUACUGUCCUGUGAAAUAUUCAAACUGUGGGGCUCAGAGGCUUAAUGAGGGGUGUUUGGCUGUUUGGAUUCAUUGUGCUUUAAUCAUUACUUGUGCAAAAGCUUGUCCAGAUCCGAGUCUUUGUAUUAAAAUUUUUGGGAGGUAAAAUGGCUGACCUUAACCCAGAUUAAUUCAAAUAUAUAUAUCUGUAAUAUUAGUAUUUAGGCUAACACUCAUGAUGUAUAUAAAAACUAUGCAUUAUGAGGCUUGUGUGUCUCACUUAAUGGCUUUUUCAUGUAGUCACUGUAAGGGAUAUGACUUUUUAAACAAAUACGCCCAGUAUUAUAUUUACAUACAAUAAAUAUUUUUACCAAAAACAGUGUGUCAGGAAUUGUUCUUUGAUACAGUGUCAGCAGGAUCUGAGAUGGUGGGUGUCAGUUCUGGUGGAUUGAUAUGCAAUACCCCAAUUUUCAUUUGGCAUCAGUUAUAACAGAAUAAGCUGCCUUUGAGACAUUGCUUUGAAUAUGUUGAUGAUUUCAUCUAACUGGCUUCACCUCCAGAAUAUUUUUGUUUUUCCUU